Exserohilum turcica Et28A is the source of this 1260-nucleotide messenger RNA. RefSeq lists its product as uncharacterized. Gene Ontology annotation, cellular component: intracellular anatomical structure. Gene Ontology annotation, molecular function: FAD binding; heme binding; oxygen binding. The record is from RefSeq and is a predicted model, not a curated record. The transcript has a single exon. Bases 1 to 1260 code for a protein of 419 amino acids. Lineage: Eukaryota; Fungi; Ascomycota; Dothideomycetes; Pleosporales; Pleosporaceae. Gene Ontology annotation, biological process: cellular response to nitrosative stress; nitric oxide catabolic process.
AUGGCUGCUCUGACGCCCGCUCAAGUCCAAAUCAUCAAGAGUACUGUGCCUGUUCUUGCUGAACACGGCACAGCCAUCACGUCGCGAUUCUAUCAUGAUAUGCUCGAAGCCAACCCCGAGCUAAAGCACAUUUUCAACAACACACACCAAGCUACGGGACACCAGGCCCAAGCCCUUGCCGGAUCGCUGUAUGCCUACGCGGCCAACAUUGAUGACCUGGGAAAACUGAGCCCUGCGGUUGAGCUCAUCUGCCACAAGCAUGCAAGCUUGUACAUUCGCCCGGAUCAGUAUGCCAUUGUGGGGAAGCAUCUACUGGAAACCAUGAAGACCGUGCUUGGGGAUGCAGCAACGCCAGAGAUACUCGAGGCGUGGGGCGCGGCGUAUUGGCAGCUGGCAAACAUUAUGAUUGGAAACGAGGGCGACCUGUACAAGGAGACGGCGUACUGGCCGGACUGGCAAGACUUUACCAUUGUGAAGAAAGAAAAGGAGAGUGACGAGAUUACAUCAUUUUAUCUGCAACCCGUCGAUGCCAAUCUCAAGUUGCCCAUGUUCAAGCCAGGACAGUACAUUUCGGUCAAGGUCUUUGUUGAAGAGUUAUAUGGCGGCGUGUGGCAGGCCAGACAGUACAGCUUGAGCGACGCGCCUGGCAAGAGCUAUCUGAGAAUCAGCGUGAAGAAAGAGCCUGGGGUCGAGGUUGGAGAGGCCAAACACAUGGCACACGAGGGCUACAUUUCCAGCAUUCUGCACGACAAGAAGCACGAGGGAGAUGUGGUCAAAGUGUCGCAUCCGUUCGGCGACUUCUUCAUGGAUGUGGACAAAGUCGGCGAAGACGCGCCUGUAGUCCUCAUCUCGGCCGGAGUCGGUGUUACUGCCUUGAUGUCCAUGUUCAACUUUUUGAUGGACACCAAAUCAUGCCGACCCAUUACCUGGAUUCACGGAGCGCGCAGCUCGAGGACGCGGGCGUUCAAGAAGCACAUGGACCAGUGUGCAGCGAACCAUGGGAACGUGCAUGCAGUAUACCACCUGUCCGGUCCAAGCCAAGAGGAUAGUCAGGGACAGGACUACAACGUCAAAGGCCGCGUGAACCUGGACGGGGUUGAUAGGAGCCUCGUGCACACGGACAACCGCCAGACACGGUACUACUGCUGCGGACCCACAGCGUUCAUGGUCGACGUUGAGACCAAGCUGAAGAGCUAUGGCGUUCCAGGCGAACGGGUGAAGAUGGAGUUGUUUGGUACAGGCGGAGUCUCCAGGAUCUGA